Molecule: messenger RNA, 6944 nt
Organism: Pungitius pungitius (ninespine stickleback)
Lineage: Eukaryota; Metazoa; Chordata; Actinopteri; Perciformes; Gasterosteidae
Product: myoferlin-like
Exons: 54
Coding region: 293-6457 (2054 amino acids)
Biological process (GO): plasma membrane organization
Cellular component (GO): membrane
Source: RefSeq, a predicted model, not a curated record
AAAUAACCAGCAUGGGCUCCUGCCAUUAACCCCUCGCCUCCUCUGUCCGUGAUGCAGCCCGUGGGUUUGAAGCAGAAAGUCGCAGACCUCCACCGGGACCGCCCUCAUUCCCUUAUUUCCUCACCAGCGGAACCGGGAAUAAACUUCCUCCGCCCCGCCCCGUCUGCCUCAGUGAUGAUGGGGCAGUGAGCGGGCCAAAGGCACCAAAAUCCUCUGGAGGUUCUAUUUUGUUCUUCUUCAUUUUCUUCCACAACUUCAGCGACGUGGUCUUUUUCCUGAGCCGCCUGCAGCCAUGUUGCGGGUUGUGGUGGAAUCUGCUAAAGGUCUCCCCAAAAAGAAACUUGGACUCCCGGAUCCAGUGGCCUCCGUCAUCUUUAAAGAUGAGAAGAAGAAAACCAAGUCGAUUGACAACGAGCUGAAUCCCGUGUGGAACGAGGCGCUUGAGUUUGAUCUGAAGGGCAUCGGCCUGGACUCCAGCUCCUUCGUAGACGUGAUCGUGAAGGACUAUGAAACCAUCGGGAAAGACAAAUUCAUCGGCACAACCAAAAUCCCUCUGAGAGACCUCGCCUCGGGUCAAAUGAGAUCACUGCCCUCCAAAAAUGUCCCUUUGGUCGAUGAAAGUGGACAAAACAUUGGAGCUACAAUCAACGUUGCGAUUGGCUACACCCCUCCAGCCAACGCGGCGCCGAACCUCAACGACCAGGCCGGAGACGCCACAGUGGACGGCGGUGGUGGUGGCGGCGGCGGGGAGGAGGGGGGUGAGACUUCCCCAGAUGGGGGCCAGAGCGGCUCCGCGGGGGUCCCCUCGCCCGCGGGACAGUCGGUUAACCCUCGCCAGAAGACGGGCUGGGCGCAGAGUAGCCGCCGACUCGUCGACAAACCUCAGGACUUCCAGGUCCGAGUCCGAAUCAUCGAGGCCCGUCAGCUGUCUGGAAACAACAUCAAACCGGUGGUGAAGGUCAACGUGUGUGGACAGACGCACAGGACGAGGAUCAAGAAGGGAAACAACCCCUUCUUUGAUGAGAUCUUCUUCUUCAACGUCCACAUGCUCCCUUCGGAUCUGUUUGACAAGCACAUCAGCUUCCGGGUGUACGAUUCCUAUUCGCUGAGGGCCGACAGUCUCACGGGAGAGUUCAAGCUGGACGUCGGUCACGUCUACGAUGAACCAGCCCACUGUGUCAUGAGGAAGUGGCUCCUGCUCAACGACCCAGAUGACUCCAGCUCCGGGGCCAGAGGUUACCUCAAAGUCAGCCUCUUCGUGGUGGGGGCCGGAGACGAGGCCCCGGUGGAGAAGAGGGACUCCUGCGACGACCAGGACGACAUCGAGACCAACCUGCUGCUGCCCGCCGGCGUCACCCUGCGGUGGGCCACGUUGUCCCUGAAGGUGUUCAGGGCGGAGGACGUCCCCCAGAUGGAUGACACGUUCGUCCAGAGCAUGAAGGAGCUGUUUGGGGCAGACGAGAACAAGAAGAACCUUGUGGAUCCCUUCUUGGAGGCUCGCUUUGCCGGCAAAAAGCUGUGCACUCGCAUCAUUGAGAAGAACGCCAACCCAGAGUGGAACCAAGUGCUGAACCUCCAAGCCAAGUUCCCCUCCAUGUGUGAGCGGGUCAAGCUGACGGUCUUCGAUUGGGAUCGAUUGACAGGAAAUGAUGCUGUUGGAACUGCGUACCUGAACCUGGCCAAGAUAGCCUCCUCCGGUGGAGAGAUAGAAGAGGAACAUGCAGGAAAUGGGGGGAAACCGUCAUACGAAGCCAACACGGGGGAGUCCGAGAUGGGCUUCCUGCCCGUCUUCGGGCCGUGCUACGUCAACCUGUACGGGAGCCCCCGGGAGUUCACCGGCCUGCCGGACCCCUACGACGACCUCAACUACGGCAAAGGAGAGGGCGUGGCGUACCGGGGGAGGGUCCUGGUCGAGCUGUCCACGAAGCUGGAGGGCAAAGCGGACAAGAGCGUGGACGACGUGCACAGCGACGACGUGCUGGUGGUGCAGAAGUACCAGAGGAGGAGGAAGUACAGUCUGUGUGCCGUCUUCCACAGCGCGUCCAUGCUGCAGGAGCCAGGGGAGCCGAUCCAGUUUGAGGUCAGCAUCGGUAACUAUGGCAACAAGCUGGACGCCACCUGCAAACCGCUGUCCUCCACCACUCAGUACAGUUGCGCCGUAUUCGAUGGUAACCACUACCACUACCUGCCCUGGGUGAACACCAAGCCCGUGGUGGUCGUCCUCUCAUCCUGGGAGGACAUCAGCCACCGCCUGGACGCCGUCAACAUCAUCCUGUACAUCGCUCACCGCCUGCAAUCCAACCUGGACUUGUUUAAAGUCGCCAUCGCGGCCAAAGUCUCCGACAAGGAACUGGUUGAGGUGUGGCUGACGUUGCUCAAUCAGCUGGUGGAAGACAUAGAAAGCUUCCCGGUGCCGGCGCUGGAGGGCCAAGCCAACCUCACGGCGCUCGACCUCCAGAUCAAGAAGCUGCGGGACAGCGCUUUGGCCAACAUCAAGGACGGCGCCGCACGCAUGAGGCAGGAGGCCACCGAGAUCCGCGACACUCUGCCGGACCUGGAGUCCUGGGCGCAGAAGCUCGCGCUGCUGGCCGAGGAGCCCCAGAACAGCAUGCCCGACGUGAUCGUCUGGAUGCUGCGGGGGGAGAAGCGGGUGGCCUACUGUCGCAUCCCGGCUCACCAGGUCCUCUACUCCAGCUACAGCGAGCAGGCCUGCGGGCGCCACUGCGGGAGGACGCAGACCGUCUUCAUGCAGUACCCCAUGGACAAGAACAAGGGCGUCAAGGUGCCGGUUCAGAUCCGAGUCAACAUGUGGCUCGGUCUGUCGGCGAACGAGAAGAAGUUCAACUCCUACACCGAGGGGACCUUCAGCGUGUUCGCUGAGCUGUACGAGAACCAGGCCCAGGUGUUUGGGAAGUGGGGGACGACCGGGCUGGUGGGGCGCCACAAAUUCUCCGACGUCACGGGCAAACUGAAGCUGAAACAAGAGUUCUUCAUGCCGCCGAGGGGGUGGGAAUGGGAAGCUGAUUGGUUCAUCGACCCGGAGAGAGCCCUCCUGACGGAGGCGGACGCAGGACACACGGACUUCAUGGACGAGGUUUACCAAAACGAGACCCGCUUCCCCGGCGGCGAGUGGAAGGCCGCCUCCGAGCCGUUCACCGACGUGAAUGGGGAGCUGAGUCGAAACCCUGCAGAGUUCGAAUGUCCUGCAGGAUGGACGUGGGGGGACAAGUGGACGGUGGACGACAACAGAGCUGUGGACGAUCAAGGUUGGGAGUACGGAGUCACUAUUCCCCCAGACAACAAGCCCCGGUCCUGGGUCUCUGCGGAGAAGGUCUACCACAUCCACCGCCGCAGGAGGCUGGUCCGGCCCCGCAAGAGAGCCGCACUUGCCGCAGGAGCCGCCGCGCCGAAGCGGGACCAAGGGGACCCCGAGGGCUGGGAGUUCUCCUCUCUGAUUGGCUGGAAGUUCCACAGGAAGGAGCGCUCGUCGGACACCUUCCGUCGCAGGCGGUGGCGGCGGAAGAUGGCGCCGGAGGAGCGGCUUGGAGCGUCCGCCAUUUUCCAGCUGGAGGGGGCGCUGGGUGUCGACACCGAGGAGAAGGGCUCGAAGGCCGACGUCACCAAGCUGUUUGGCGCCAACACGCCCACCGUGUCCUGCUCCUUUGACCGGUCCUACGCGUACCACCUGCGCGUGUACAUCUAUCAGGCCCAGAACUUGGCGUCUAUGGACAAAGACAGUUUUUCCGAUCCGUACGCACACGUCUCCUUCCUGCACGUCAGUAAGACCACGGAGAAGCUGAAGGCCACCCUGAACCCCACCUGGGACCAAACUCUGAUCUUCAAUGAUGUGGAGAUUUUCGGGGACCCGCAGAACGUUGCUCAGCUUCCUCCUGAUGUCGUCGUGGAGUUCUUCGACAAUGACCAAGUGGGGAAGGACGAGCCGCUGGGCCGCAGUGUUUGCGCCCCGCUGGUGAAGUUGCAUCCGGGCAUGGACCAGACACCCAAACUGCUGUGGUACCCCAUCAUCCAGAAAGGUCACAAGGCCGGGGAGGCCCUGCUGGCGGCCGAACUCAUCCUCAAAGACAAGUCGGGCGAAACAGAACUUCCCCUGUUUCCCCCCAAGAGGGCAGAAAACCUCUACAUGGUCCCUCAGGGCAUCCGGCCUGUGGUGCAGCUCACUGCCGUGGAGAUCCUGGCGUGGGGCCUGAGGAACAUGAAGCCGUUCCAGCUGGCCUCGGUGUCCUCCCCAAGCCUGGUGGUGGAGUGUGGGGGGGUGAGGGUGGAGUCGGCGGUCAUCAAGAACAUGAAGAAGAGCCCCAACUUCCCCAGCUCUGUCCUCUUCAUCAAAGUGCUCCUUCCAAAGGAGGAGAUGUACACGCCCCCCAUUGUGCUGAAGGUGAUUGACCACCGUCCGUUCGGCCGGAAGCCCGUGGUGGGUCAGUGCACCAUCACGACGCUGCAGCAGUUCAGAUGCGACCCGUACGUCGUCACCGCAGACGGCGCCAUGUCCUCCAAAAUGGCGCUGAUGGCUGCUCCUUCCGCACAUCUCGCCAUUAACAUGGAGGAGAAGAGACCACUGCUGGAAACUCAGCUUGAAGAGAAGGAAAAAGAGACGGUCGACUGGUGGAGUAAGUUCUACGCGUCGACUGGAGACCAUCAGAAGUGUGGCCCUUACCUCCAAAAAGGCUACGACACCCUUAGAGUGUACGACUGCGAGCUCGAGGACGUGCCGGCGUUCAAAGGCCUGACGGAUUUCUGCAGCACCUUCAAACUGCAUCGCGGCAAGAAUGAAAACGGGGACGACGACCCGUCGGUGGUGGGAGAGCUGAAGGCUUCAUUCAAGGUUUACCCGCUGCCGGACGACCCGGGCGUCGCCCCCCCGCCCCGUCAGUUCAGAGAGCUGCCGGAGAGCGGCCCUCAGGAGUGCCUGGUCAGGAUCUACGUGGUCCGAGGCAUCGACCUGCAGCCCAAAGACAACAACGGCAGGUGCGAUCCUUACGUAAAGAUCUCCCUGGGUAAGAACACGCUGGACGACCGAGACCAUUACCUGCCCAACACCACCAGCCCCGUGUUUGGAAGGAUGUUUGAGAUGACGUGUUUCCUGCCUCAGGACAAGGAUCUGAAGAUCUCCGUCUACGAUUACGAUCUCCUGAGUCGCGACGAGAAGGUCGGCGAGACGGUGAUUGACCUGGAGAACCGCUUCCUGUCCAGAUACAACUCCUACUGCGGCCUGCCACAGACCUACUGCAUUUCUGGUAUCAACAAGUGGAGGGACCAGCUGAAGCCGUCUGAGGUCCUGGCCAACCUGGCUCGUCUGAAAGGUCUGUCCAAACCCCGGACGGAAGACAACGGCACGUCUCUCGCAUUCAACGGCAGAGAAUACACUCUGGCUCAGUUCGAGGCCCACACGGAGGUCCACGAGCACCUGGGCCCGGCCCGAGAGCGCCUGUGCCUGCACGUGCUGCGGGAACAGGGACUGGUCCCCGAACACGUGGAGGCCAGGACCCUCUACAGCUCCUUCCAGCCCAACAUCUCCCAGGGAGUGCUUCAGAUGUGGGUGGACGUUUUCCCGAAAAGCAUCGGCUCCCCCGGUCCUCCCUUUGACAUCACGCCGCGCAAGCCGAAGAAGUACUUCCUGCGCGCCGUCAUCUGGAACACCACGGACGUGACGUUGGACGAGACCAGCAUCACGGGAGAACGCAUGAGCGACAUCUACGUCAAAGGCUGGAUGCCGGGCAUGGAGGAGAACAAGCAGAAGACAGACGUUCACUACAGGUCUCUGGACGGGGACGGAAACUUCAACUGGCGCUUCGUCUUCGACUUCGAGUACCUGCCGGCCGAGCAGCUCUGCCUGGUUUCCAAGAAGGAACAAUUCUGGAGUCUCGACAAAACAGAGUUCAGGAUUCCGCCCAAACUGAUUGUCCAGAUUUGGGAUAACGACAAAUUCUCACUGGAUGACUACCUCGGCACCGUGGAGCUGGACCUGCGGAACCUGGUUGCUCCGGCGAAGAGCCCGGAGAAGUGCUCUCUGAAGAUGAUGGAGGAUCUGGAAAUGGGAGUUCCAAACAAACUGGAGCGAGCCAAGUCUCUGUUUGCCCAGCAGUCCGUGCGAGGCUGGUGGCCGUGUUCCAUUGAACAAGCUGGGGAGAAGGUCCUGGGCGGGAAAGUGGAGAUGACGCUGGAGAUUAUCGGGGAAGAGCUCGCGGAUGAGAAACCUGCAGGAAAAGGCCGGGACGAGCCCAACAUGAACCCAAAACUGGACCCGCCGAAACGUCCAGACACGUCCUUCUUUUGGUUCACCAACCCAUGUAAGACCAUGAAGUUCAUUGUGUGGAAAAGGUUCAGGUGCCUCUUCAUCGUCCUCGUCCUCCUCACCAUCGUGGUGCUCUUCCUGGCCAUCCUGCUGUACUCGUUGCCGAACUACAUAUCGAUGAAGAUCGUGAAACCACUGCAAUAACCCUGAGCAUCACAACCAUUUCUUUUUUUUGUAUACUGCCUGGAUUUUAUAAAGGUUUAAAUGGGAAGGGGUGCUUGCACAAGUGCACUAUAUUAUCAUAUUUUACCAUGAGCACGUUCUCUCAGCCGUUAAAUGGUGAAACUCGUUAGCAAAACAUGAAACGGUUUCCAAAGAACUGAUUUUUAUCACUGAGACUCUGAAGGAGGAAAACGGGAGAACUCUGUUUAAUCACAACCUCAAGAAAUUCAACUUAAGGCUGCACUAAGAAUUCAUGAUUUCACAGUUCUGUUGAUCAAAGUUACAUCCUCAAUGUAAACUGGGAUAAACGGCUAUUAAUAAUUGUCACUAUGGUAGUAUGUGUUAUAGGACUGUUGCAUUACAUUGUGCCAGGGUUUCAAAUCAAAUGUGCUAAAAACAAAAAAAAACAAAAGACAUUCAUGUUCAGUGCGUUUGCAUGUUUUUCUAAAUUAAACAUAUAAACAGUCAA